Exophiala mesophila is the source of this 1218-nucleotide messenger RNA. RefSeq lists its product as uncharacterized. The transcript has 6 exons. Gene Ontology annotation, biological process: oxalate metabolic process. The coding region runs from base 1 to 1218 and encodes 405 amino acids. NCBI's taxonomy places the organism in Eukaryota, Fungi, Ascomycota, Eurotiomycetes, Chaetothyriales, Herpotrichiellaceae. The record is from RefSeq and is a predicted model, not a curated record.
AUGAUGUUAAAAACGUGCGUGUGGCUGGCCGUGCUGGUGACGACUUCGCUCGGAAUGGCCAUCCAGAGGUCAUUUGACGAUGGCGUGCCGUAUGAUCCAGCAACAGGCAAAGGAGCAAUGAUCUCGGGGGGAACAAACCACGAACUCGAUUUACAAAAUCCCGGCGCACUUGGGCAAGAAAGCACAGAUGCUGGAUCUGUCCCGAACCUGAAAUGGUCCUUCUCCAUGUCGAAAACAAAGAUCUUCCCUGGUGGCUGGGUUCGACAACAAGUGAUUGACGAUCUUCCACAGAGUCAUGACAUCGCUGGUGCUCAACAGCAUCUAAAAAAGGGCGCCAUUCGGGAACUACAUUGGCACACAGUUGCUGAAUGGGGAAUUGUUUAUGAAGGUGAGGUGCUCAUUACGGCCAUGGAUGAGAAUGGAAAAUAUCAGAUCGAAAAGCUAGGAUUCGGCGACGUGUGGUACUUUCCCAAAGGAUCGCCGCAUAGCAUUCAAGGUCUAGCGGAAGAAAAUGAAUGUCUCCUCGCUUUUGACAGCGGGGAUUUUGACAAGAGAGGGGUCACGUUCAAUAUCGCCGAUUGGGUAGCACAUACGCCCAAGGCAGUCAUUGCCAAAAACUUUGGUGUCAACGAGUCCGUCCUCGAUAAUCUCCCACAGAAGAAUCCUUACAUCUUAAACUCGACAACCGAAACGACUACCAAGAUUCAAGGACCAGUCGGAGGGUUGACAGGCAAUGCUUCUUAUGUAUACCGAACUCUGCAGCACGACCCGGAGUCGAUUGGCGGUAACGGAGGCACCAUUUACAAGAUCGACUCGAGCAACUUUCCUGUAGCAAAGACAAUAGCAGCGUCAUUUGUUGCUCUUAAGCCAGGUGGACUCCGGGAGCUGAACUGGCAUCCGAAUGCCGAACAAUGGCUUUACUUUCAUCGAGGUCAAGGCAGAGCGACUGCUUACAUUGGAAAUUCAAACGCCCGAACAUUUGACUUUGUGGCUGGCGACGUGGGGGUAUUUCCUGACAAUAGUGGACAGUAUAUUGAAAACACGUCCGAGACAGAAGACUUGGUGUGGAUCGAGUUAUAUAAAAGUGACCGGGUUGCAGAUGUUCCGCUUACUCAGUGGCUUGCUCUUACACCACCUGAGAUUGUUGCAAGUAUUCUCAAACUGCCACUAGAGGUCAUACACAACUUGAAGAAGGAGAAGCAGGUUCUGAUUGAAUGA